UCCAUUUCUUACUCUUGCUAUGAGACUCUUUUUGUUUUCUUCGCUAAUGAUUUAGUAUACCUCAAUCCGAGCUAUAUAUAGAUAUAUGGAGACAUGAGAACAACCCAUGCAAAUCAAACCAAACUCCAAAGUUUUCUCCGCAUCUGUACCUCUUCUCCAUCUCCUCCUCCUCCUCCUCCUCCUCCUCCUCAUAGUUGAUGCUGAUGCUGAUCCUGCUUCUGCUUCCCUAAAACCCCACAUAAAGUCUCUCUCUCUCUCUCUCUCUCUCUCUCUCUCUCUCUCUCUCUCUCUCUCUCUGGUGUACAUCUGUUUGACAGGCUGAGGACGAGAGAGUAAGAUGUCAGAGAUCGGAUACUGCCCGUCUAAAAACAGCAGCAGCCCCAGGCUGAAGCUGUUUGGGUUCAACGUGUCCGAGGCAGAGGAAACCGGGGUGGGCUCCGAUUCAUUUUCCCCCACAACCACCACCGCUUCCGGUAGCGGACGCGGAAGUGGUGGAGGAGGAGAGGAGAGGAAAUACGAGUGUCAGUACUGCUGCCGAGAGUUUGCCAACUCGCAGGCGCUGGGUGGCCACCAGAACGCGCAUAAGAAGGAGCGGCAGCAGCUGAAGCGAGUGCAGCAGCAGCAGCUGCAUCACAGCGGCGUCGGCUUCGGCGGUCUCCUAUACCCUCGGAAUCCGAUUGUCUCGGCUUUUACUCCGCCGCCUCACCUCCUCUCUGCUGGUCCGCCCUCUCCUGGGCCCGGCCAUGCCGACUGGGUCUACCAGCCGUCGCCCUUCCACGUUUCGCAUGGGUGUGUCUUCCCCUCCUCAUCCGCGCCCGGGGUUACACCAGGACCUGCCGUCUUCUCCUGCACCACGGCCGGGUACGGCCGCGCUCAUGUCUACGACGUGGCUCAGGUGGCUACCGCACCAAGCUCCUACUCCAAGUUCUCCAUCAACAAGGUCCCGACCUCCACGGCCGUGGACUCGGCCGUCCGUGAUGACUCGUCCGGGCUGGACCUCAAGCUCAGCCUGGCCACCACCGGGUUAUGACUCGGUUAAUUCCCUGCGUCAUGACAGAUCUGGAGAUCAAUGAACGUUGUAAUUCCUUUUUGAUUUCAUCUAAUUUCGUAAGGUUGAAUGGGAUUCCAAGUAAAUAUUGCUUUCAUUUCCUCUCAA
Musa acuminata AAA Group (dessert banana) is the source of this 1156-nucleotide messenger RNA. Its product is annotated as zinc finger protein GIS3-like. Gene Ontology annotation, molecular function: transcription cis-regulatory region binding; DNA-binding transcription factor activity. Gene Ontology annotation, biological process: trichome differentiation; trichome morphogenesis; cytokinin-activated signaling pathway. The transcript has a single exon. Bases 338 to 1030 code for a protein of 230 amino acids. Lineage: Eukaryota; Viridiplantae; Streptophyta; Magnoliopsida; Zingiberales; Musaceae. Gene Ontology annotation, cellular component: nucleus. The record is from RefSeq and is a predicted model, not a curated record.